AUGGAAGGGACGACAGAACGAACGACAGAACGGAUGUCAGAAUCACCAGAUAUCACCAUACGGUCACCACCUCGGAAACGAUUCAAAAAACACGUCUCCCUAACUUCCCUCCCAACCCCAGCCUUAGAACUCAUCCUCCAUUACUCCCAAUCCAUCCACCUUACCUCCCUAAACAAAGAAUAUCGGGGGGAAUUGGCCCCGUUGGUGUUCCAACGACUCAAAAUCCAAUGGUCCGACCUAACUAACCCCCAAUUUCUUCAGUUCUCCCGCAAAUAUAGAGUUAAAGAGAUUCGAAUAGCUGAUUCCAGCUCCUUUGGUGAGUACCACAUCGAUUUCACCCCCAUUUUUAACGAUCUAGGACUCCUUACCCUUAAAAUCACCACCACCAAUACCACCAAUUGGUUGAAAUAUCGGUCUAAUGCCACCAUCAACCACCUCCAACUUUCCCUGGACUCCCAUGACUUCAAGGUUUUCAAUCUUAAUCAUAUAGUUCAUUUCAGUCACGUGACAUCCCUUUCAUUGACCAAUUAUCAUUUCCAUCAGUUCGAUGAGUGUGGGUUGAUGGUGGAAACUUUGGUCCUUAUCGAUUGUACAUGGUCCUAUCCCUUCACCAUCGAUCAGUUCAACAAUCACGGAGCCCUUAAAAACCUCCAGAUCUUCUACACCGACGAUAUCGCCUUCUUGAUCUCAGAGAGGUUCAAUAUGUUUCUCAAAAGUCCGGGUAACCUCGACCUAAAACGACUCACGAUAAAUUUCCACCACCACCAUAAGAAAAGAACGUUGAACAAUAACCAAAUGGCCAUUUUCAUACGAAGCUUCCCCAAUCUCCAGUACUUGGACCUAAGAACUUGGGACGUUCAUUUCGAUGCCAUGGCUACGGAAUUUGAACUUUUGGUCGAUGACCGCGCACUGAAGAUUCGAUGA
This is a messenger RNA of Yamadazyma jaroonii, 924 nucleotides long. The record is from the annotation of a GenBank genome assembly. Lineage: Eukaryota; Fungi; Ascomycota; Pichiomycetes; Serinales; Debaryomycetaceae.